GAUGCAAACAGCCUGCAAUUGAAAUGAAGAGCAUACUUUGGUCAACAGCGAGCUUCGGUUUGUUGUUUGCAGUCGGCCAUGUAGGCUGCGCAGAGUCUGAUGAGAAGAGCAAUGACGCAGAUAAGCUGAUGCAGGAAAUAAGCAGCAAAUAUGGCUUAGUUAACCAAACCGGUGAACCUUUUCUUCAAUUGAGUUUUAAAUGCAUCACGAUGGAAAUGACGGGAGGAAGCGCACCAUACACGGUAUUUGUUGACUGCAGUGAGAAAACAAAUGGGCCACCUUCAUCUCUAACCGCCUAUGCCAACAAUUGGGAGACAAUAAUUUAUUCGGCGACGACAUCUGCAACCGAGGGGUCUUCAGUCAAUAACACUAUUUGCUUUAAACCUGAUCGCAGUGAAACUACAGCAUGGCCUGGCGAAAAAACAUAUGAAUUACUACUGGCUGAUUACGGGUUCUGUUUUGUACUUGGAAGUGUGGGCGGAUCUUCCAACGGAAAGCAUUGCUCACUGUGGAAAAAAAUUGAACUGCCGGAAUCCUGUCCUGUGGAAACCAAACAAGCCUCAACUUGCAAUGAUACAUUUGAACAGUGCAAAAUGACACCCACUCGUUUGGUUCAUAGUGGCCGAACGAUGAAGAAAAGAUACGCAGACUUUAGUAGUCACCGACGACUACUGACUUGAUGCCAAAAUCUUCAACCAGUGUAUUUUCGAAAAAAUUUCCUUGCUGUAUUAAUAAAAUAAAGAAAAAUGUA
Dermacentor albipictus is the source of this 751-nucleotide messenger RNA. RefSeq lists its product as uncharacterized. The record is from RefSeq and is a predicted model, not a curated record. Gene Ontology annotation, molecular function: amine binding. Gene Ontology annotation, biological process: symbiont-mediated perturbation of host defenses. NCBI's taxonomy places the organism in Eukaryota, Metazoa, Arthropoda, Arachnida, Ixodida, Ixodidae.